CCAACCUAUUCUGCAUCCGAUUUCAAAUGGAGAUGAAACGCGUCAAGGAAGGCUUCGAGUGGAUGCAGAUUCUCCUCUGGAACACGAAAUGGCAGCCGGAUCGGUUGAAAAAUAUCGCCACCCGACUCGCCUCCGAGGUCACGACGCUGCUCGACCACGGCCCCACGAUGGUCGCAGCCAUGAACGGCGAAUCCCUCUACAGCAUGAACUCCAACUUGAGGGCAAUGUCGCUCGUGAGACAGCAAGUCUUUCUCGAACGGUUGGGUGCCGAACUACCCAAAAGUUUCAAAAAAGUCGCCAAAAUGUUGGAGGCGAUUAGAAUGGUGGUUCUCCGUCCGGAAAAUACGACUGUCCACGUGGCCACGAGACUGGAAAAGAUGGAUUUUUACCUGACAGACAAACCCGAUGUUCGAGACGCUGUGUCGCAACUGCUCCGGAGGACAUUUGACUACACCGGGUGGCACUGGGGCUACCCCACAAAACGACUCGCCAACGACCCCGACACCAAAUUUAUGAAGAGUUUGGACUGCAUCCAACGCUGUCGGGCGGAGAAAAUCCUCCGAAUGCAUGCCUCCUCACAGGGCGCCUUCCUUCUCCAAGUGGCCCCCUGCCUGAGAGAACUCAACUGUCCCGAGUACCCCCUCCUUUUGACGGCAAUUCACUACUUCACACAGCAUGAGGGACCAUUUCAUAAGGGAAUACGAAACCUCGGUUAUGCUCCGUACUUCCGCCUCCACCUGAAUCCGGAAGAGGGCAUGAUAUACUUUGAACUAAACGACGCCACGGAUCUCGUCAAAGCUUAUACCGCCGCAUUCAAAAUUAUUCUCGACCAUUUGAAGUCCGAGUCGGAAACGCAAAGUGUGGUCUCGACCGUAACGAUAGCUUCAACAACAACAACGACGACGGUGGGAAAUGAGGCUGGAGUACCAAUCUGGAAACCGGAAUUGCUCACGAGUGCGAAAAGUUCGGCAAUUUUCGACCUCAUCGAGAAGGAAAAUACGCCCAGAAAUUUAGCCCUGGGCUCCCUCCUGGAUUACUAUCGCCUCGUGCCGACACAUUUUAAUCGAUUUGUGAUGCAACGAAUCUCAACGGUGACGCUGGACGAAGUACGACAAAUGACGAAAAAGUACUUUCAACCACUUUUCAUCAAGACGAGCACGUGCUCCGUCGCCGCGCCGAGUGAACAAGUCCCAUCCAUUAUACAAGGACUUAUGGAUAAUUGCGGCAAGAGGUUGUCGCUCCUCCCACCCGUGCAUCAAUCUGAGAUGGCUGUUUACACAACGUAAAAAUUGACGGAAAUGGAUAAACAGAAUUGAAAAUGUGGCGAAAAUUCAGAAAUUUUCAAUUCAUGACUUGUAUGAUUUAUGUUUUUUCUGUAAUAAAAAUAUUAUGAAAAAUUAUUUAGCAUGCGAAUAAUAUGGAUCAACAAUGCAACAAUUUUAUCUAGAUUUGCUCAUCAAAUUAAAUACACAAUUUGUCGUUCAGAAUUUAAAAAUACAUUCCCAGAGCUGAGAAAUGCUAAAAAUUUGUUGCUUUUGGCGAUAAGUAAUUGAAUCUUACGUUAAUUUAUAGUCACAUAGAACUACAUUUGUAAAGUUGUAAGCUGCGUAAAUUAAGGCGAUAUUAUAAUAAUUGAAACGAAAUAUA
Folsomia candida is the source of this 1647-nucleotide messenger RNA. RefSeq lists its product as uncharacterized. Gene Ontology annotation, molecular function: metal ion binding. The record is from RefSeq and is a predicted model, not a curated record. Lineage: Eukaryota; Metazoa; Arthropoda; Collembola; Entomobryomorpha; Isotomidae. Bases 27 to 1286 code for a protein of 419 amino acids. The transcript is spliced from 6 exons.